UGUGCAGAUCAUUCUUAAAACAGCAUGAAUGAAUUACUCCUAACUCCUCCUGACCGAUCAUAAGAAAUAGUUUUAAGGAAAUAUUUUGCUUAACAGAUCAAAAUGAGUAAAAGCUAAUUUGAUGGACCUGUCUCAGGCAAUUUACGAAAACAGUGCAACAUAGAUCUAUUGGAGGAGAAAAUAUGAAACCAAGUCUGCCCCCCAGCAGAUCCAGACCACAGCUACAUCCUGCAGUUCCAGCAUAUUCUGCAGAGCCAACUGCAAGAAACAACCAUCGGUGGACAUCCAAAACAUUUCCAGAUGGAUGCAACACAAGGAUGAUGAUUGAAGAUGAAUCUGAAUACGAAAUCCCUAUUGAGGAUAGUGAUCAGGAACUUAGCUAUGAUUAUGUAGUUUCAUCCAGCCUGGACGAUCUGCGACAUGUGAAAAUUUGUCCUGCAAAGCCAAUAAACAUGCAGUCAGUUUAUGCAGACAAGAAUUGUUUACCAUCUUUGCCACCUACACGCGUUCCAAUGGAUAGACCAGCCCUGUUUCAACAACCUUCAGGGGUUAUUAGACAACAUUCAAUGUUGAAUGUUCAACCCAACACAUACUGCGGGAACAAUAACAAUAGAGGCAAGAAUAUUUCUGAAUCCAACUCACGUUCGGUUAUUCAGUUUCCUGGCCCUGAAACUCUUCACCAACCUUCUGAAGGUCCAAGUGUUGACAGAAGGGCAAAGCCAUUCAAGCCAGCAAAUGUUUCUCACCAGUCCCCAGAGAAAAGUUCGAUCCUUGAAAUCAGGGCUUCUCAGUGUUUUCAAAGCUUGGAUCAUGUUUGUGAUAUUAAAUUGGACCAAGGACAGAACUUGAGGAGACAGGUUCAAUGA
Callorhinchus milii (elephant shark) is the source of this 866-nucleotide messenger RNA. RefSeq lists its product as uncharacterized. The transcript has 10 exons. The coding region runs from base 183 to 866 and encodes 227 amino acids. The record is from RefSeq and is a predicted model, not a curated record. NCBI's taxonomy places the organism in Eukaryota, Metazoa, Chordata, Chondrichthyes, Chimaeriformes, Callorhinchidae.